GGUCUCCCAGUCUGCGUCGGGUCUCACCAAUAUAUAAAAGGCCACACCGGGAGCACCGGACACAGUAUAACACACCAGCUGUCCUGACGAAGGGUCUCGGCCCGAAACGUCGACAGUGCUUCUCCCUACAGAUGCUGCCUGGCCUGCUGUGUUCCACCAGCAUUGUGUGUGUGUUGUGUGAUUCCCCGAGUCUGCAGCGCGCGUAGUGGACAAUCGCGGUACUGCAGGGGAUCAGCAACUCCCCGAAAGUGAAAGCAUUCUGAAUCAGGAAGUGCCGGAGUUAACAUGGCUUCGAAAGGAGAGACCGACAGUUUGAGCGAGGAGGUGAUUUGUCCCGUCUGUCUGGAUUUCUUCACCGAUCCGGUUACACUGGAGUGCGGACACAACUUCUGUCGCUCUUGUAUCACACGGUAUUGGGAAAGGGAGGAGAGAAACUCCUGCCCGGAAUGUAGAGAGGAGUUUGCUGACCGCACCCUCAGGGUGAAUCGGGCCUUAGCAAAUCUGACACAAAAAGUACGAAAUCUAAACCUGAAUCCGAAAGGGAAGGAAAGUAAACGUCACUGCGAGGAACAUGAGGAAGAACUGAAGCUGUUUUGUGAAACGGACAAGACACUGAUCUGUCUGGUCUGUAGAGACGCGCAGGAACACAGAGAGCACCGCUUCAUGCCGAUUAAAGAAGUUGUUAAAAUCUACAAGGAUCAGCUAAAAUCUUCCUUAGACUCUCUCACAAAAAAGAAAUCAGACUUCCAGGAAAAGGAGCAGCAACAGAAAGAGAAGAUUUCCGGAGUUCGGGAACAGUCACACAGUGUUCAGUCCCACAUCACAUCCCAGUUUGCUGAACUGCGCCAGAUUAUCACUGAGAAAGAGCAGAGCUUACUCAGGGAUCUCAGGGAAGAAGAGAAGAGGAUUCUCAACCCAAUGGAGAAAAAUCUUCUAGCCCUUCAAGAGAAUAUAAGGAUUAUUCAGGAGGAAAUCACUAAGUUAAAGGAACAGAUGGAUCAGAACGACAGUGUGAUGUUUCUCAAGGAGGAAGCUCGUCGGAACAGAAGGAUUAAUGACGAUGUCCAGGAAUUGUCAGUGACAGAUGAGACCCUACCGGUUGAAAAAUUCGAUCACCUCUAUUUGUUGAACACAGUGCUGAGAGAAAUGCUUGAUGCUAUUAAUCGAGUCUCUGUCACACUGGAUGUGGAAACGGCGCAUCCGUGGCUCGAGGUGUCUGAGGAUCGGGAGAGUGUGAGACGGACCUGGACCUGGAGGAAUCUCCCUGACACCGGGAAGAGAUUCACAGACCUGCCUUGUGUGCUGGGAUCGGAGGGAUUCACAUCGGGGAGACAUUACUGGGAGGUGGAGGUGACGGGGAUUCGGGUCUGGUGGCUGGGAGUCGCCGCAGAGUCUGUGGAGAGGAAGAGACGGGUCAGUCCGAGUCCGGAGACCGGAUUCUGGGUCAUUGGGCGGGUUAAUGACGUGUUACAUCGGGAAUAUGACAUGUCCCGUGGGCUCCCCUCCCCUGAGUGCCGUCUCGCUGCCGGCCCCAUCCCCGGGAGGGUGGGAGUUUAUCUCAGUUACGAGUCCGGGACAGUUUCAUUUUACAACGCGGGGACCAAAUCCCAUCUCCACACCUUCACUGGGAAUAAAUUCACGGAGAAACUUUAUCCUUUC
Messenger RNA from Hypanus sabinus (Atlantic stingray), 1659 nucleotides. Its product is annotated as zinc-binding protein A33-like. Gene Ontology annotation, molecular function: zinc ion binding; protein binding; ubiquitin-protein transferase activity. Lineage: Eukaryota; Metazoa; Chordata; Chondrichthyes; Myliobatiformes; Dasyatidae. The transcript is spliced from 6 exons. The annotation marks the transcript as partial. Gene Ontology annotation, biological process: protein ubiquitination. The record is from RefSeq and is a predicted model, not a curated record.